AUCCCCCAUUUCUUCUCUCCCUCCUCCUUCUUCCUAAAAAAACCCCGCCUGCACCACCCGAUUCACUCGGGGUCUCGAUCUUGUCCGCCGCCCCCACGGCGGUCACUCCCACCGCGCAAUCGGCCGCCACCUCCUUCGAUCUCCUCGAGCUCCAUUUGUCCGCGCAAAACUUCCGGCAGGCCGACGGGGAGAUGCGCCGCCUGCUCAUCGCACUCGCUGGUGACGCCGCGCAGGAGCGCCAGAUCUGCGCCGGAUCGACUCCCUGUGGCGCAAAUACAGCGACGUCCUUCCCUUCUCAGAUACAAUUGAUGAAGAAGAUGAUCUCCAUGCAUUACUGUGCACAAGCGUGCGGGUGGGACAGAGUGUGCAAUUGUCUGUCCGCCGGCCUACUCCUGAAACGCAAUUGUCCGGCAUAUAUGACAUGAAGUACUCUAGGCAAGUCACUCGGCAAGUCACUGGGCACGAAGUACUCGCACGUCUCCCGCGCUGCUCUUUCGAUCUAGCUGCGGGAGACGUGGCAGAUAGCUGCGUAGUUUGUUUGGAGCAAGUUUGAACUAGGGGAGGAGCAUCGAGAUUUCAACCGUGCUCCGACUUGUUCCAUGCGCAUUGUCUUUGGGCAAGACAAUGCGCAUGGAAGGAGUGGGAGCACGGUUGGAAUAUCGAUAGCUCCUCACCCGGCUCAAACUGCUCCAAGCAAACUACGCAGCUAUCUGUCACGUCUCCCGCAGCUGGAUCGAAAGGGCGGCGCGGGAGACAUGCGACCAACGAAACACUUUCCAUUCUUUAUUUUGGAGAAAUAAUAAAUUCUGUAUCACAUAGUUCUCUCAAAUGAAUCGGUAUCAUUUAAUGAUAUUGGUAUUAGUCUUAUCUUUGUCUUAUUUUGUGUAUGAACUUGGCCAACCUAAUUAUCCGAUGUAAUUAGGUAUGUUCUAAAGAUUUAUUUUUGGAAGCGAUGGUGUUCGUUUAUAUCAACUCAAGGAACAAAUUCGUAAUACUCAUCAAGAGGGUUCUUAAUUGUGGUACUCCGUAAUAUUUUAAGGAAUGAAAAAGUAGUAAAAAU
Messenger RNA from Cuscuta campestris, 1060 nucleotides. The record is from the annotation of a GenBank genome assembly. NCBI's taxonomy places the organism in Eukaryota, Viridiplantae, Streptophyta, Magnoliopsida, Solanales, Convolvulaceae.